Molecule: messenger RNA, 2204 nt
Organism: Oncorhynchus gorbuscha (pink salmon)
Lineage: Eukaryota; Metazoa; Chordata; Actinopteri; Salmoniformes; Salmonidae
Product: ankyrin repeat domain-containing protein SOWAHB-like
Exons: 13
Coding region: 143-1477 (444 amino acids)
Molecular function (GO): protein binding
Source: RefSeq, a predicted model, not a curated record
UGAAGUUGGACAUGUGCUACAAAUGUUUGUUUUUUUCCUUCUCAAAUUAGCCAGGGAGCGUACAAUGUCAUAGCAGCAAGACCGUACUAACUCUAAAAGAAACCUUUUUUAGUCAUAGAAAACGAGCACACAUAAAGCAAGAAUGGGUGAUGUCAGUGAGGAAUCGUUGCUGGACUAUUUCUACUCAGCCGGAGGGAAAGUAAAAAAUGCUGAUUUAAUGAAAAUAUACAGGCCUUUCAUUGGUCAUAACGACAUGCAGCUGCGUGACAAAUACAGAGAGGAGUUCAAACGGAUCAUCGACAUGAUUGCUGUUGUGAAAUCAGAGAAUAGUGAGAAGUACCUGAUUCUGAAGAAGAGGUACAGGCAGCAGGAGCAGGGCAGUGAGACAGAGCCUGGGACAGACAGACAAGCCAGUCCUGCGGCCAGCACCUCCAGGCCCUCGGCAUCAGUCCAGCGGGAUGUGUCGGGGGUCUCGUCUCUCCACACCCAGGAGGAACCAGACCUCCAGCCUGACCCGGCCAAGAGGGCAGAGGCGAGGAAGCCUUCACAGGUGAUGUGGUGUGGAGGAAUCCCCAGAAUUACCUUCAAAGAGGCACCCAAGCAGGAGCACACGCAGGAGGACCAGCACACCGAGAGGACCCCCUCACCGUCCAUUUCAGAGAAAACGCUAGCGCACAGUAACGGAGAGGAUGAGCUAGACAGGGACUCCGGGUCAAAGUCUGAGUCGGAAGAGGAGAGUAUGGGCAGAAUGCGCUCCACCCCAGUGGCUCUGGACCCCAUGGAGAAGGAAUGGAUCUACUCUGCUACUUGUGGCAGUCUCUCUGACCUCUCCCAGCUGCUAAAACAGGAGCCCUCCUUGGCCAACAAGAAGGACUUUGUUUCAUUUACAGCUCUUCACUGGGCAGCCAAACACGGCAAGGAGGACAUGGCUACCAUGAUGGUUAACGCAGGAGCUGAUGUGAACACUAAAUCUCAUGUGAGUACCUCCUCUUUCAGUACAGUAUAUCAUACGCAGGAAGUGAUCAGUGUUUGUAUAUUUGGAGACCGGCCAGGCAGAUUUGUUACCAAGGUAAUGAGCCUAUGGGUUGCGGCCAGGUUAUCUUGUUUUCUGUUUUCUGUGGUGUUGGGCUAUACACCCCUGCAUAUUGCGGCAUUGCAUGGCCAUCGACACAUUUUGGAGCUGCUCAUUGGAAAAUACGGUGCGAAGAAGAAUCUGCGGGACUACAGCGGCCAUCUUGCCUGCCAGUACCUGAACAUCACGGAGCCUACAGAGGACGACCGAGCAGCUCCAGAGGAGACACAAUUCCCUGAGUUCCAGGCCAGAGACCACAGUAGGAACAGGAAGUUGGUCUCGUUGUUCCAGUCCAAGAAGAAGUGGGGCUCAGCGGAGGAGCUAGCCCCUGUAAAUGAGAGGGUGGCACUAGCACCCCAUCAACUCAUGGUCCCCGCAUUCAGACCCAGGAAAUUCUCACGCUAAGGAAGAAGCUAAGCCAAAUGUCCCGCAUUCAAUGGCAUCACAGAAAUUACAUCACAAAACAUGUUCAGUCACUGUGUGUUUAUUUGAAUUGUAAUGUAUGCUUUUAUAGUAUUUAUUCUGUAUGCGUUUAUGUUGUAGGGAGCUGUAACUAUUGAGUUGUUUAGUUUGUUGUUUACUACCUUGAUUGUAUUGUAGCAAUCUCCCAAAAUUAUUUGAUUAUAAUUUAAUUCCAUUUUAAAAGUAGAAUUUGAUUCUAGUGAGACAAAAUGUGACAUUACAUACGGAGCUAUUUUGCAUGCUGCAUUUGUUUUCUUGCUCUUUCAAUUUAGUGUGUAUUUUGAAUUUCACUUGCCUUUUUCCCCACACCAUGUUUAGUGAAGACCGUGCCCAAAUGUGUAGUUUCCAAGCCGAUCUGACGUUCCAGAUUUGAAGUGCCACGUUUACAUGUUGAUGAUCGCACUAUUACAUUGUCAGUUGGUUGAUUUGUCAUAAGGGACACUAUUUUCUAUUGGUUCACCCUCUGUAUUUCUCAUUGUAUUUCUAUUGAAGGACAAAACGAGGGACACUAUUUUCUAUUGGUUCACCCUCUGUAUUUCACGUUGUAUUCUAUUUGUAUUUCACGUUGUAUUCUAUUUGUAUUUCACGUUGUAUUCUAAUUGUAUUUCACGUUGUAUUCUAUUUGUAUUUCACGUUGUAUUCUAAUUGUAUUUCACGUUGUAUUCUAUUU